Triticum dicoccoides is the source of this 1110-nucleotide messenger RNA. RefSeq lists its product as uncharacterized. The coding region runs from base 1 to 1110 and encodes 369 amino acids. Lineage: Eukaryota; Viridiplantae; Streptophyta; Magnoliopsida; Poales; Poaceae. The transcript has a single exon. The record is from RefSeq and is a predicted model, not a curated record.
AUGGCCGCCGUCAGUCGAGCACAAGCCGAUGAUGAAUCUGGUAAACCACACAGGCGACUGCCCAUCUCUUCUGGUAAGGCUAUUACUGUUUCCAAGGGCAACGAAAAUGGUAACGUCGCCGGUUGUGACCAAGAUCGGAGCAGCGCAGCCGAGGAUCUGACGGUUGAAAUCGUUUUCAGCGAGGAGGACGGAUACGCCGUGAAUGAUGUGCUCGCACAAAGCAGACACCGUGAUGGUUCUAUAUACAGGGGUGUGGAUUCACUUUGGUGGAAGAGAGAGUAUCGUAUUGCGGACCGUACAGAGACGCGGCUUGAGGCAAUGGCAUUGUCAAAUCCCACGAAUUGUGUCGUCCUCGAUGGAACUUGCAUAACUCAUGAUGCUUUUAGCAUGCUGCAAUUUUACUCGGUGGAGUUGGCUGAAGUUCCCAUGGAUGGUGGCUCAGUAGAGCUGUAUGGAUACAUAGCGGUGCGGGAUGAUAUCGAUCCGUUGCUUAAUUAUGUCGUCAAUAUUAGCAGGGAUGAUCCCAUCGUUGUGGAGGAGGGUUCUCUCAUCAACAUGACUGGCCCUAAGCGAGGGACAGAUAUCGCGGAUAGUGUUCUAAUUGAAUAUGACAUGAGGAUCAAGGUAGGUGAAGAAGAAAAAUAUGACAUACAACUGAUCGAUGGUGCAUCAAUCAUUGGCCCUGAAGGCAAUUGGAAUCGGCCAUUCACAUUUCGCAUCCCUGGCGAUGGUGGAGCGGUCGACAUAAUUUUAUCAUGUCUUUUAUAUGCAGUUGAGGCGACGGUAGAGGUUCCGAUAUCGGAAGUGCAAAGCAGUUUCAAUUUGUCUAUGGGAUGUUUAAGCAGUGGGUUUAGUGAGGAAAUCCGGCUCUUUGAUGGUGCGGUUGCUAAAUCAUGUGGCUUAAAGAGGUCUGUGGUUGCUGUAUUGAAAAAUUCUUCGAUAGAUUUGGAGUUCAAGGUUGUUGCACUGUCAUCCAGUUCCGACCACCAACAUUGUUGUCCUUUCAAGGCUAAAACCCAUGGGCAUGAUACUCAAGAAAUAAAGAAUGAUUUUGCGUUAAUCUCGGUGAAGGUGACUUGGUCGACGUUGCUUGGUAGCUUUUCUGACUAA